Messenger RNA from Diuraphis noxia (Russian wheat aphid), 1455 nucleotides. RefSeq names its product cell adhesion molecule DSCAML1. The record is from RefSeq and is a predicted model, not a curated record. Gene Ontology annotation, molecular function: protein binding. Lineage: Eukaryota; Metazoa; Arthropoda; Insecta; Hemiptera; Aphididae.
AAAUUAAUUUUAUAUAGAUGUUGAGUUUGUGAAUUCGCCUCAAUACUUAUUUCGUGAAUAAAAAAAUUAUAAAUUUAUCAAAAGUUUCAAGAUGCAAAUUUAAAUAUGAUAUAUCACCAAUCUAAUGAAUUCAUUUGUGUUUGUUUAUUUGCCGUUYUACUAUUUUAUAUCCCAUAUACAAAUGGGAUAAAUAACAAUUAUAUUAAAAUGUUUCCAAAAAUUGGUGAAAAUGUUACACUAAAAUGUAACAGUAAUAGUAUAAAAWAUUCUGAUGUGUUGUGGCAAAUGAAUCAUAAAGAAUUACCUGGUCGAGCUAAAGUUAUGGAAAAUGGAGAUUUAUUCAUCCCAUCAUUUGAUAUACCGGAUGCUGGCAUCUAUAUUUGUGAUUUAGCAGCUGCUAGUGGCUAUGUUGGGCAUGCUCCGCUGACUGAAUUUGAACUAAAACCAAAAAGCGUACCUGGAUCCUUGAUAGAUGUUAGAGUYAUACCUAAUACUGUAUUAAUACUCAUWACAUGGAGAGAAAUAGAAAACAAUGAUGGAUCUUCUGUACAGAAUAUAACCAUAAGGUAUAAAACUAUAGAUGACAGAAGUUCAAGAGAUGAUUGGAGUAUUCUUCAAGUAAAUCCAAAUAAGAGUUGGAAAAACACCUUUUGGAAGGCAUUGAUACAUUUGAUACCAGAGCGUGGACAUUUGCAGUAAUUGUAAUCAUGAGCACCUUUGGUAUAUUUGUAAUAGCAUUGUGUUGUUUAUUUGUAAAAGAUACUAGGAUGCAGAAAAGUAAGUAAAUUUAACUUCAAACUUAGUUAAGUUAGUUAUAUUUAGUGAAAUAAAUAAAGAAUUAAUUAAUUAGGAAUACUUAAUUACUUUAACAUAAAAAAAAUCAAUACAUUCAAAGUCUUAUUUUUCUUGUAAAUAAAUCACUGACUCUUGUAUUAUUCAAUUCAUUUUGAAUUUAGAGGAAUUCACUUUUUAAAAGUAUGUAAUUGGGUAUUAUUUGAACCCAAGAAGUGGCAUAGAUAAAAACAGUGACGUAUUUAAAGGAGGAUCUAGUGGGCUGCACUCCUCCCCCCGAAAUUACUAUCAUAACUGUUAAAUAUAUAAUAGCCUAUAGGUCAACGGUUGGCAACUGGCAGACCGCGGUCUAAAUCGGGACCGUGGAAGACAGAAAACUGUACAAUCAACAUAUCUUACAAUUUUUUUGUCCUCAUAUUAUACUGUUAUAAAAAUAUAAAGAUUUAACUCUAACAUUUWUUCUGGACCUCAUUUAUUUAUUAUUUUAAUCUUCCAGGCUCCAAUAGAAACUACUUGCCGACCUCUACUCAGGUUGCUAGAUCAUUUGUUAGUUACUAUGUAUUGUAGMCCACCCCAAAAAUUAUUUCUAUACAUGCCACUGGACAGAAAUUUAAUAUAUGAGGUGAAAUUGUGACUAAUCUGUAAAAAAACUGAUACGGAAAU